This is a messenger RNA of Conger conger (European conger), 4593 nucleotides long. It is a transcript of the gene fhdc2, whose product is annotated as FH2 domain containing 2. The transcript is spliced from 12 exons. NCBI's taxonomy places the organism in Eukaryota, Metazoa, Chordata, Actinopteri, Anguilliformes, Congridae. Bases 335 to 3319 code for a protein of 994 amino acids. The record is from RefSeq and is a predicted model, not a curated record.
UUCAUUGAAGGCGUGUAUUGCGCGCAAGCGCGCUUCUAUGUGGUGUGGCUUGAGUUCGAAAACCAACCUCAUUCAGCGGCAGAAUGCAUCUGAAAGUGGGAGAAACAACCUGCAGCAAGGAUUGCCUGAACGUAAAGGGAUGGUAAAUAGUAGUAGUUGCCAGCAAGAUAGUAGUGGAAUAUCGCUGCAGGAAUCGUGUACAUCGCACAGAAACGCAUAACUUCGUCGUGGCUGUGCCUGCGUGAGGACUGUACUGAACACAGAGUGUGAAAGGCUGCACAGGAAGCUGUGCAGGAAGCAGGAGGGUGAGGAGUAGUCACACCCAUUGGCCUCCAUGCUGAUUACUCUCAGUGUGGCCACCAAGGAGCCUCAGGUCUUUCAUGGAGCACCACCGGUCAGCUCCUUCAGCCCCACGGUGGAAGUGACCUCCAUGGACACCGUUCCCGUCUCGUCGCCUCCACUCCCCCCACCCCCACCACCCCCACCGCCUCCACCACCCUCAACCCCCCAAACCAGGCGGGACACCACCCGCCGUUCCCGGCUACGCAACCUCAACUGGGAGCGGAUCCCGAAGGAGCGCGUGGAGGGACGGAGAAGCGUGUGGAGUGGGGUGGACGCCGCUGAAGACCUUACGAUUGACCUUCACUCGCUGGAUGAGUUGUUCAGCCAGAAGGAGACUAAACCCGUGGACAAAGUCCCAAGCUUCAGACGCAGUUUUACACGCUGUGGGUCCCCCCAGGACUCCAGUGCCGACAAGGUGGCCCUGUUGGAUUCCAAACGCAGCAUGAAUGUGGGGAUAUUUCUGCGACACUCCAAGAGCGUGGCCAGCGAGGUUGUGGAGGACGUCAGGCAGGGGGCCUGGGAGAGGUACGACGCCGAGAAACUGAGCGACCUCUGCAAACUUCUGCCCGACAGUGAAGAGGAGAAGAAGUUGCGGUCGUUCCAAGGGGACCGCAGCCGCCUUGGAGAGCCUGAUCUCUUCAUGGUUCUGCUGGUGAACGUGCCCAGUUUUCGGCUACGCCUGGAUGCCAUGAUCUUACAGCAGGAGUUUGACCCUGCCGUGACCUCUCUGUGUGUGGCGGCCCGCUGUCUGGGGGAGGCGGCCAGAGAGCUGCUAAACUGUCAAGAGCUGCACUCCAUCCUACACCUGGUUCUGAAGGCCGGAAACUAUAUGAACGAUGGAGGAUAUGCAGGGAAUGCAGCUGGCUUCCGCAUCGCCUCACUGCUCAAGCUCGCUGACACCAAAGCUAACAAGCCAGGCAUGAAUCUGCUACACUUUGUGGCCAUGGAAGCAGUGAAGAAGAACCCAAGCUUAUUAUCUUUCUCCAGUCAGCUGGGCCAUGUGGGACCAGCCUCCAGGCAGUCUGAAGAAUCUGUGAAGGAGGAUCUCUCCCGGCUGCGGAUGAGGGUGGAGGCGUUACGUGCCAACAUUCAGACAGAGGUUGAGAUACAGCAGCACAUGCAGACUUUCCUGGAGUCUGCAGAGGGGAGGCUGGGGGAGGUGGAGGCUGAGGUGGAAGCUUUGCAGAAGGCCAGCCAGGCCCUGGUGGAUUUUUUCCUAGAGGAUGAAACGUCGUUUAAGCUUGAGGAAGCCUGCCGCAUCUUCUACUCUUUCUGUCAUCGCUUCCAGAGAGCUGUCCAGGAGAAUGCAGAACGUGAGCUGCAGGAGCAGCGGCGGGCGGAGCGGCAGCGGGAGAGCGCCGAGAAGCGCCGCUCUAUUGCGGCCUGCACAGGACUGGGGCUUGGACCGGGCCAGGAUGACCUGGAGCGCACCCUGGAGAAGAACCUCCUCUAUCCCUGGCACCGCCGCAGCCUGCGCCACUCUGAGGCCCGGAGGAACUCGUACCAGUGCAGUGCGGUUGAGCGGCUGAACGCUGACAGUCAGCAGGGUCUGAGUACUGAGACAAUGUGCGUUAAACUAAAUGGGGACACUGUACGCAACACACAAGGACCAAACACUGAUGUUGCACACAGCAGACAAGGGCUUAACGCUGAUACCGUAGAUGGAAAACAAGGACUGAACACUGAUUCGCCACACGGCAGACAGGAAUUGAACACAAACACGACACAGAGCCAACAGGGGCUGACCACUGUUGCCAUUCCAAGCUUACUGAACCUCAGUACUGUCACCACACCCCUCCAGCAAGAACCAACCAGCGACGCUACGCUCCAGAUACAUGGGUCGACCACCGAGCAGCCCCCUACAAACACCAUGCACAAGAAAGAGGAGCAUUCUGCUAAUACUGCACCCAUUAGAACAGAGCUGCCCUCUGACACCACACACAGAGCCUGGGGCCCUGCUCCGAACCCUUCGGAGAGCAUGUCAGUGAUGGUUGCCCAGGGGGGCGAUCUGACGGCUGAUGAGCCGUCUGUAGAGAGCGCCCGGCUGCUGCGGCUUGUGUCCGAAAGGGUGCUGAGACAGCAGGGGACGCUGGGCGGGGCCUCUCCCGCUGAGGUGGACAUGCAGGCCGAAUCGAUGGUACCAGAGCCCGUCGCACUGCUGGCACGGGACGCUGACCCGUCCAGCCCGGCGGGUGACCGGAUUUACCCUCGUGUGGGCGAGACCUUGGAGUGCCACACCCUAGUGCGGGGCCUGCGCUCCUACGAGAGCAUGACCACGCCCCUCCCCCGGCCUGUGCCCAGCCACUGCUCCAAGUGGAGGAAAGAGAGGGAGGCGGACGAGCGUGACGGAGCAAAGUCCCCCCUGAACAAGGACGACGCCCGCGGCGGCAAGGACCCGGCUAGGGGGCCACGAAGGGGCCUGAUGACACUGGGGUCGCCUAGCAACCCCGGCAUCCCCAGGGUCCGCAGCAAGGCAGAGUCGGCAGCUACCGAUGACGGGCCUUUCACACGCGGGUCCCGGCUGCCCCCCCCUCGCAGUGCCUCUGCCCGCUCCUCCAUGCCCGUCCGGCCGGCUGGCACUCAGUCCGAAAUCAAACGAGCCGCCAGUGCGCGGGAAAAAGUGCGGCUCGUAGCCGAACAGGGCGGAAAGCCUGGCCGCAGCCUUCCGGAGCAGACCAAGGCUGAGAAGGACAAGGCGGAGGCCAUCCAGGGCGGGUUCGUCAGGGGCUCCCCCCUACGAGUGACCAAGCGCCUUGCCCCUAACCCCGAGUCCCACACCCCCUCCUCACCCCGCACAGUUCCGAACCCCUCCUCCACCACCGCUAAGACCAUUCGCAAAGCUGUUAUCACUGCUGCAGCUAUGAAAACCGCCAAGAACUCUGAGUCUAACAAACUCAAGUCCCCAGGGACACGACUGCCAGGCCCCAAGGUGUCCCGUCCUGCCACCCAGCCAGCCUCCCAGCCUAUGUGGAGGUGAACCAUGAACACCAAUAUACAGUGUAUAUGUAAAAGUAUGUGUAUAUAUAUUUAUGUGUAUGUGGGUAAAACCACAAGAAACUAUAUGUAUUUGGGUAUGCAUGCAGUUUUUUUAAUUGAGCUUGAACAGAUUUUAUACAUGGGCAAUGCAUUUCCUUGUGGAUUGCACUUUGUCUGUGGGUCCUCUGGUGCCAUAUUCAGAAGCUUCCACCUGCUACUGAACUGCAGCACAACUUCAUUGUGGGGAACCAUGGGUGCCCCCCCCCCCCCCCUUAUUCCCAAGUGAAAGUGAGAACCACCAGAAUCAACGGGAAGGAGGGGGAAAUUGACUUUAUUCUCAGCUCUAUCAACUGCCCAUCUGCCAAGUUUUCUGAAUGGAGUCACUGUACUUUCUCAUGCUGGGUGAAGUGCCCCUGUUAUGUAUAUGGGAGAAGUGUAACUGUUGGGAUACUGCACAAUCUUGUCCAGCGACUACUACCUCCAGCCACUAGAGGGCCCUGUGCAGGUAAUGGGGCACCUCUGGGGGAAUCCCUCAGUAUACCUCCAGGCAAAUACCUGAAAUGCAUUACGCCCACUGUGCAUCAGACCUUGUUUAUGUGCUUUGUUGUCUCAAAGGAGUGCAACACUUAAAAGCUAGUGUCUGUAUUGACAUUCUCCUCUGCCUAUAUGUCUUGUAUUUGCUAGCCUUCCAAAGUACUUGAUUUUCAUCAGAAUAGGUCCUGAAGUCUAAGGCACAUGUUCUAAUUCUUCCAAGUUCCCAUGUUAAGUUUUAGCCCUAUUCAAUCUUUACCUAUCCCUAUCUGAUCUAAACUAGGAUUGUUACAUUCCAUCUGCAUCACAUUUAUGCCCCAUAUUUUCCUAUAUGAAGAAAGGCUAAAAAAUCUGUAGCCAUAACCAAUUAAACUCAUGAUAGAACUUUUGACAGGACAGAUAAUUAAUUGCAUUCAUUCAGCACACCUGGUUUGAUGCUAAUAUAAUUUCAAUGCUUUUUGCUAACACCCGUGUUAUUUAAUGGUCCAGCCCAGCACUAGGUACAGAACUGACUGCACUCAAACUCUCUCAGUGGGACCUUCUCAUCCUGGUGCACUUUAGAAACUGAAGAGGGGUUGGUUUUGGGUGUUUGUGUUUCAUUAUUAUAUACGGGAUAUUUUUGUUACUUUUUUUGCUGAAAAAAGAAAGAAUAAUUUAACAGAAUAAAUGAUUAUUACCUGGUGUAAUUUUUGUAUGACAGACAUUUGUAAAUAAGAGAAAGUAAAAUAAAGAUGAUCAUCACAA